AUGCACCUCCUGAACGUGACGCUGCAGCCGCCCACGGGCGUCCACCUGUCCGUGUACGGCAACUUCUCUGCCCCGCAAGCGCAGGAGUUCGUCGUGGCCCGCGGCAACGUGCUGCAGCUGCUGCGCCCCGACGCGGCCGGACGGCUGGACGUGCUCAUCUCGACGCCUGUGUUUGGGGUCGUGCGGUCGCUGCAGUCGUUUCGCCUCACUGGCGGCGACCGCGACUUUAUCGUCGUCGCAUCGGACGCUGGCAAACUCGUGGUCAUGGAGGUGGACGCCGCGCUGCGUGCGUUCCAGGCAAAGCACAUGGAAACGUAUGGGAAAACAGGCUGUCGACGCAUCACGCCGGGUCAGUACUUGGCGGUGGACCCGAAAGGACGGGCAGUGGUCGUCGCAGCGGUCGAGAAGCAGAAGCUCGUGUACGUGAUGAACCGCGACGCGUCCAGUCGCCUCACGAUCUCGUCGCCGUUGGAAGCGCAUCGCUCGCACGCGAUUCACUUUGACGUGGUGGGGCUUGACGUGGGGUUUGAGAACCCGCUGUUUGCCUGUUUAGAGCUCGACUAUGCCGAUGCUGACGCAGAUCCAAGUGGCCACGCGGCGCAGGAGGCCGUCAAGACACUUGUGCUGUAUGAACUGGAUCUGGGGCUGAACCACGUGACGAGGCGGUGGAGUGAAGACGUCGUGCGGAGUGCUAAUAUGCUUGUGGCUGUACCGGGAGGAGGAGAUGGACCUGGAGGUGUCCUGGUGCUCGGGGAGAAUACUGUGCAGUACAAGAACGAAGGCCAUGUGGGAUUGACAUGUGCCAUUCCACGACGAGAGCGAGAAGAGCGAAAUGUCGUGAUUGUUGCUGCGGCGACGCAUAAGCAGCGAGAUCUCUUUUUCGUGCUACUGCAGUCCGAGCUUGGCGAUCUAUAUAAGAUCUCACUCGAGCAUUCUGGCACUGUCGUGGAGGAGAUCAGGAUUCAGUUUUUUGACACCAUUCCAGUGGCAACAGCUAUGUGCAUUACGAAGACAGGACUGCUCUUUUGCGCGUCCGAGUUUUCCAACCACUAUUUAUUCCAGUUUUUGAGCGUCGGAGAAGGAGACGAGACAGCCACGUGCUCGAGUUUAGCGAUGGAUUCCACGAAUUUUGCUACGUUUCCGUUGAGAAAGCUGAAGAAUCUGGCACUGGCCAGCUUCAUGCCGAGUCUCAGCCCUGUGACUCAGUUGCUCGUAGAUGACUUGGCCCAUGAGCAAACACCGCAGAUGUACGCGUUGUGCGGCAACGGCAAUCGCUCGUCGCUACGCGUGCUGCGGCAUGGUCUUCCAAUCACAGAAAUGGCUGCGAGCGCGCUGCCUGGUGUUGCCAAGGCAGUUUGGUGUCUGAAAGAGUCGUACUCGGACCCGUACGACAAGUAUAUUGUUGUGAGUUUCGAAGACGCAACGCUGGUGUUAGAGGUAGGCGAGACGGUCGAAGAGGUGUCUCAAUCUGGAUUCCUGCGUGAUCACGGAUCUUUGUUGGUGGCGCUGCUGGAAGACGACUCGAAGCUUCAGAUCCAUGCGAAUGGCAUUCGACACGUGCCACGGUUCCAGCCUGUGACGGAAUGGAAGGCGCCCGGAAAGAAGGUCAUCGAGCGCUGUGCUGCCAAUUCUCGUCAGGUGGUGAUUUCGCUUGCCGGUGGCGAAGUGAUCUACUUUGAGCUGGGCCAGUCUGGUGAGCUUGCGGAAAAGGGUAAACUGGAUCUUGGGUUUGAAGUCUGUAGUUUGGACUUGGGCGAAGUUCCCGAGGGUCGCCAGCGUUUCCAGUUUAUGGCUGUUGGUAGUUGGGACAACACGGUUCGGAUCCUAUCACUGGACCCCAACGAUCUCUUUCGGCAGAAGUCUACGUUGGCAUUGACGUCACACGCGCAUACGCUCUGCCUGGCUCAGCUGCAAAACGAAUCGUCGACAUCGGACUCGGAGAACUCGUCGCAAGCGCUUUUCUUGAGUAUCGGCUUGGACAAUGGUGUGCUUCAGCAGUCGCUGAUUGACCCGAUUACAGCAACUUUGUCGAAUUCUCGCUCGCGCUUUCUCGGCACGAACCCUGUAAAGCUGUUCCGCGUGGCAGUCGAAGGAAAGCGCUCGAUUCUUGCACUAUCGAGUCGUGCCUGGAUCUCUUACUUCCAUCAAACACGGAGGCACCUCACUCCGUUGUCGUGUGAGCUGCUUUCCCACGCAAGUUCCUUCAACUCCGAGCAGUGUCCUGGUGGUAUUGUUGCGCUAGCGAACGACGGGAUGAAAAUUCUGACAGUGGAUCAACUCGGAGACACUUUCAAUCAGCAAAAGUGUAACUUGCGUUACACACCUCGCAAAGCAGUGGUCCACCCUCCAUCACGGCGACUGAUUAUAAUCGAAAGUGACCACAACGAAUAUGGAGCUGCUUACAAGAGGCAGAACGGUCUACAGAUUCCCGAUGUUCGAAGUGCCACUGAACAGGAGGACGAAGAUGAGGACGAGACAAACGAUGCGUUGUUGUUCGCACGCGGUCCUCUUCCCGUGGAGAAGGACAAGUGGGCGUCAUGCGUGCGAAUUGUCGAUCCCGUGUCUUGUCAAACGGUAGUUUGCGAGGAGCUGGAUGUGGACGAAUGUGCCCGAAGCAUAGCUACUUGUGUAUUCCACGACCGUGGCGGAGAAGCAUUCAUUAUUGUUGGUACGGUAACGAAAAUGCAGUUGCAUCCGCAGAAGGCGCCCGCGGGGGGCUGUUUGCGUGUGUACCGUGUCGUCGAAGGUACGCAGCUGGUGCUCGUCCACACGACUGAGAUCGACGACAUCCCGCACGCUAUGUGCGAGUUCCAGGGACGGCUUCUCGUAUCGGUCGGGCGGGCCCUUCGAAUUUAUGAUCUUGGAAAGAAGAAGAUGCUGCGCAAGUGCGAGAACCGCAGUUUUCCGUCCAUUUUGGUAGAGCUGAAGGCUGCUGGCGAUCGAAUUUACGCAUCGGAUUUGCACGAGUCAUUCCAUUUCGUCAAGUAUAAGAAGGAUGAAAAUCAGCUCGUGAUUUUCGCUGAUGACUGUGUGCCGCGCUUCAUCACCAGUAGCGUCUUGCUGGAUUACGACACGUUGUGCGGAGCGGACAAAUUUGGAAACGUAUUUGUGUGUCGACUUCCAUCCGAAGUCUCCGACGAGAUUGACAAUCCCACGGGCAACCGUAUUUUGUGGGACUCCGGCCUUCUCAAUGGCGCGCCUAACAAGCUCGAACAGGUGGCUCAGUUCCACGUAGGGGACGUGGUGACUAGCAUGGUGCGCGGCAGUUUAGUUCCCGGUGGAACGGAAGCGAUCGUUUACGCAACAAUAAUGGGUCGAAUAGGCGCUCUGAUCCCGUUUACUUCGCGCGAGGACGUGGACUUUUACACUCAUCUGGAGAUGUAUAUGCGCCAGGAGCAGCCCCCGCUGUGCGGCCGAGACCACCUGUCGUACCGGUCGUACUUUAUCCCGGUGAAGAACGUCACAGAUGGUGACCUGUGCGAGCAAUUUAGCACACUGAGUGCAGGAAAACAGGCUAGUGUGGCUGGAGACCUCGACUGCACGCCGGCCGAGGUGCUAAAGAAGCUGGAAGAUAUUCGCAACCGUCUGUUGUAG
Messenger RNA from Hyaloperonospora brassicae, 3594 nucleotides. The record is from the annotation of a GenBank genome assembly. NCBI's taxonomy places the organism in Eukaryota, Oomycota, Peronosporomycetes, Peronosporales, Peronosporaceae.